Messenger RNA from Cyprinodon variegatus (sheepshead minnow), 826 nucleotides. Its product is annotated as MICOS complex subunit MIC26-like. Gene Ontology annotation, cellular component: MICOS complex. The record is from RefSeq and is a predicted model, not a curated record. Gene Ontology annotation, biological process: cristae formation. NCBI's taxonomy places the organism in Eukaryota, Metazoa, Chordata, Actinopteri, Cyprinodontiformes, Cyprinodontidae. Bases 33 to 623 code for a protein of 196 amino acids. The transcript has a single exon.
UCCGUAGGCAGUACAUAUGGCCCUCGGGGAUCAUGUUGAAGGUGACAGGUAGAGUCAUGCCGGGAGCCUGGGCUAUCCUGCCGUUCACCGUGUUCGCGGAUAACGGUGUCUCUAAGGGAGAGCCAGAAGCUUCUCCCCCGGUAACCCUGGAGGAGCUCUCCCUCUACACCUCCCCUCCUCCUCCGCAGACUCCCCGGCACGCGGAGCGGGAAGCGGGUCAGCUGGAGGAGACCGUCGCCACCGUCAGGAAGUUAGCUGAGCCCUACACGACUUGGUGCCAAGGAACUUACGGUGUAAUUCAACCCAAAGUUCAGAAGGCGGUCCGGUUCGGGAACGAAGCCUACGUGUACCUCCAGAACCCUCCCAAGGACUUCUACCCACGGGCGGGAAUUAUCGCUUUCGCCGGAGUCGUUGGGCUUUUUCUCGCCAGAGGAUCCAGGAUUAAGAAAGUCUUGUACCCGGCGGGCUUAAUGACCCUGGGGGCGUCGCUGUACUACCCGGAGCAGGCUGCGGCCAUCGCCAAGUCCACCGGAGAAUCUGUGUACGACACCGCGGUGCAGAGCUACGCUGCUGUGGAGAAGAUCCUCAGGUCCCAAAGCAAAGAGAAGAAGAGUAAAGACUGAGGAUUCAAACCAGCAGCUCCAUUCCCUGAUCCUUCUGGAUGAAUACUGAAAGAUGACUUUAAUGCUCACUCUUUGCACUAUGCUUGACUUGGAACUCAGGAUUUCCCAGCUUUAAAAAUUAAAAUACCUCUGCUUCUGAUGCAAAUGUAUAUUUAAGUAGAAUAAAAUAACCAGCUUGGUUUAGAAUAAAAAUCAGGUUUGGA